UGCAAUGUUGAGCCAGAUCCUUUCCUGGCUAGGCCCAUGAAAACUUGAAGUUGCAGGUUGCAGCAUUUGCAACUGAAAGAAACCCCUUGCAGGACGCAUCUUGUGACGCUUUUUAGGAGCCAAGAACUGCACAACGGCUCCUUUCUGUGCGCAGGUACUAUCCAGCAGCCAUGCCUCGCUCUCAGAAAAAUGACAACUUCAUUGACAAGACGUUCACCAUUAUCGCGGACAUCCUGUUGCGCACAAUGCCGACGAGCUCCCGCGAGAAGGAGGCAUUUGCGUACUACAGGGACGGCAUGUCUGCGCAGGCUGAGGGCGAGUAUGCAGAGGCCCUGCAGAAUUACUACGAGGCGAUGCGCCUAGAAGUCGAUCCCUAUGACCGCAGCUACAUCCUGUACAACAUCGGGCUCAUUCACACCAGCAACGGCGAGCACACGAGGGCGCUUGAGUACUACUACCAGGCGCUGGAGCGAAACCCUGCACUGCCGCAGGCGCUGAACAACAUUGCAGUGAUUUGCCACUACAGGGGCGAGCAGGCAAUUGAGCAGGGCGAGCCCGAGCAAGCGGAGUCACUCUUUGACCAGGCGGCCGAGUACUGGAAGCAGGCGUUGAGCCUCGCCCCAACCAAUUACAUGGAGGCGCAGAAUUGGCUGGUGGUCACGGGGCGGUCCAACCCGGGGGAGAACAUGUCGUCAGGCACUCUGAGGGCUAGGGCUAAUUUCAGCGAGAGAAACAGCAAUGAGUUCAAGCUGGACGGCAUGAAGACUGAUGCCUUCACGGGGGCUGCGGACAACGCACCGGUAGACAGGAAGUCUGUAGACUACCAGCCGCCGUUGGGCCAGCCAAACCCCGAGAACCCUGUUGUGUUCUUGGAUGUCAAGCUGGGACGUGGAGACGGGAAGCAACUUGGACGGAUCGUUAUUGAGUUGAAGAAGGACGUCGUCCCCAAGACUGCGGAGAAUUUCCUCCAGCUGUGCCAGCAGCCGGCGGGUCAGGGUUUCAAGGAAUCAAGGUUCCACCGCAUUAUCCCCGGCUUUAUGUGCCAAGGUGGGGACUUCACGGAUGACAAUGGAACGGGCGGUCGCUCCAUCUAUGGCGACAGCUUCCCGGACGAGGACUUUUCUCUGAAGCACACCGGGCCAGGUGUUCUGUCUAUGGCGAAUGCUGGACCUGACACCAAUGGGUCCCAGUUCUUCCUCUGCGUUGCCUCGACGCCUUGGUUGGACGGAAAGCACGUCGUCUUCGGGCAGGUCAUUGAGGGCUACGAAGUCGUGAAGGCGAUCGAGGCCAUUGGGAGCCAGAGCGGGGAGACGUCCGAGGACGUCAUGAUUGCCGACUGCGGCGUCGUGUCAGCCAAGGUCACGGCCCACGUGGUCGCCCCUGCGACGCUCCCGCGGGCCCCGCUCCGUUCGGCCCCUGUCUCCCCAGCCUGGGCGAGGUCAUCUCUGGGUGGAGCCGCUUUCCAAACGGCUUCGGAUGUUGCCCACGGUGUUCGGACGGGGGUUGUUCCUAGGGCGGCGGUCCGAACGUCCGCUCCUAGGGUGGCCCGGUUCGUGCCGGCGGUGGUUGUUGCUGCCGGGACCGCGCCUCAGUUGGCGCGCUCGUUUGUUGCUGGAGCCAGGAUGCCCGUUCGAGCCUUCGCCUUUGCAUAACGAGUGCACCAUGGAUUAUAAAUUGGACAUAUGAUACGGGCCUCUGAAGUCAUAGGUUUUCGUACCCGUCCACGUUGAGGCGUCAUUUGGUCUCGCAUAGAAGCACAAGUUGUGAAGCAACCACAAGGUUGUCUAGAAGUUUGCAGAUUAUUUCGUACAUGAGGGUUGCAUGAGAACAUUGCGUGCAGGAGAUGUUUGGUCAGGCGCUGAAUUGGGGGCCCCGGAUCCAGAAUUAUUCGCUUCAACAUUGUAUUGAAAAUCUCGUCGGCAUGGCCGGCCAGGCUAAUCAAUCCGACGGACUCACCGACCAAUUAAGGCUCAGUGGUUUGUAGGACGACUGCAACUGCACGCAC
Klebsormidium nitens is the source of this 2005-nucleotide messenger RNA. Lineage: Eukaryota; Viridiplantae; Streptophyta; Klebsormidiophyceae; Klebsormidiales; Klebsormidiaceae. The record is from the annotation of a GenBank genome assembly.